Messenger RNA from Sabethes cyaneus, 6899 nucleotides. It is a transcript of the gene Vdup1, whose product is annotated as arrestin domain-containing protein 4. The record is from RefSeq and is a predicted model, not a curated record. Gene Ontology annotation, biological process: protein transport. The transcript is spliced from 5 exons. The coding region runs from base 117 to 1142 and encodes 341 amino acids. Gene Ontology annotation, cellular component: cytoplasm. Lineage: Eukaryota; Metazoa; Arthropoda; Insecta; Diptera; Culicidae.
AAUUUUUUUACAAAUGUGUAUUAGGAAAAAACGUUUAUAAGUGUAUUUUUUAACGUAGAACGAAAGCUUGAACAAAAUAUUACAAAGUGCUUCAGAAAUUAGUUGAAUUAAUAAUCAUGCCAAGAAAGCUUUUGAAAUUCUUAAUCCUGUUUGAUAAUUCUUCGUUGCUGUAUUUUCCGGGGCAGUUCUUAUCCGGAAGAGUGCUACUUGAACUGCAAGAAAACACACCCGUUUUAGGGCUUCAUUUUCAUGUUGUAGGCGAAUGUGUGGUUCGAGUGAGAUCGGGUCGGCAUGACCGAUCAUACGACAAAGAAAAUUACAUUGAUUUCAGAAUGCGAUUACUAGGUGAUAGUGAGCACCAGGGCCCAACUGUCUUGUCACCUGGAAUACAUAGUUUCCCAUUUAAAUUAGGACUUCCAGUAGAUUUACCGUCCACGUUUCUUGGCCGGUAUGGCUGGGUUCAGUAUUAUUGCAAAGCCGCUCUACGUGAACCGUCAGGAUUAAUACACAAGAACCACCAGGUUUUUAUUGUUAUGAAUCCAAUAAACCUUAACACCGAGCAGCCAUAUCUAGCGGAACCCUUCAAAUGCAACAUUGAACACAAUUUGGGAGUUGCAUGCGUGGGAGGAGGUAUUGUGAAAUGUAAAAUUAUUUUAGAUAGAGGUGGAUAUGUUCCCGGUGAAUCAAUCAUGAUAACGGCAACUGUGACCAAUUCCAGCAAUGUGACUAUCAAAAGCACGAAAGCAGCAUUGACUGAGACUAUUCAGUACUACGCUCAUGAAAAAGUCAUACAAACCGAGAAACGAGAGCUAGCUGUUAUAGCACGAGGCAAGGUUCGUCCUGGUUGUCGAGAUGAUUGGCAAAAUGAAUCACUAUAUGUACCACCCCUGCCACCGACUAAUCUCAGAGGAUGCCAUCUAAUUCGAAUACAAUACGAUGUCUGUUUUCUUAUUGAGCCAAAGUCACUAGAGAAACAAAUAAAACUGCAACUGCCGAUUACACUAGGAACAUAUCCCUUCAAAAUUAAUGACGAAGAAGACACGAACGAAUGGGCAGAAACGGUGUACAAGCCUGAGACUCAUUACCCCUCAACACUUCCCAUUUUCAGACCAUGGUUGCACGAAAAAGCUGAAAUAAAAUGACACUGGAGACCGUAAUCGUGCCUUCGUUAAGCCGUACUGGAAAGUGAAAUUAUUCGCAGAUUAUUCUACGCUACUUACGAUAGUGAUAGUUAAGUCUUCCGAAAUAUUUAUAGCCGAUAGAUUUGAGCAAAAGUAGGUCAGGGGCUUAAGUUGGACCUCAACCUUUGUUAGCUUAAAGAAAAGUCUUAUUUCGUGAGCCUGUAAAAUUGUUUGGUCAUAUAACAGACCUCAUAAUCCCUAGAAAAGUAAUGGCGCUGGUAUAACGAUGAUACAGGCCCUCCACUCGCCCCCGUUCAUGUUAAUCAGGCGAAUUUAUCUUAGACUAAUCUCAUGUUUUAGUCUUGACCUUGAAAUGCGGUCAUACAUAUAUAUUAAUAUUUUUUUGAAACGGUGGUUCUACAAUUGAUGAAGGGACGGUAGGGGAAAGAAAUGAAAAUUUUGUUGUUGAAGGACGGUAAAGAGCGGAAAGGUGAGGAGGAGGGGGAAGGGGGUAUUGGUAGCUACGCUUAACAAGUAGUCGUUUUGACUCUUACCUUUUGUCCAAUGUUGGAAGGUGCAUGGGUCGACCUCUCUUUCACCAAAAAAAGUUUCAUUUCUUUCCCCUACCGUCCCUUCAUCAAUUUUAGAACUACUGUUUCAAAAAAAAAUAUUAAUUUAUCUUGUUUGAUAUUUAUAAUGUUUUGUCCUGUCACUUGUUUUAGAGCACAGUUGUUUUCACAUAUACUUGUCUUCAUUUUCUAAUUAUUCAUUAUAUAACUAGUAUUUUGCUAUAUACGUCCAUUCACUUUUUUUAUUGUUCCUAAAUUUUAAUUAAGUCUACUAAGCAAUUUUCGAAACUGAUUUCAAUGAUACUAAAAGUCAAGCACUUAACAUUCACAUCCCAAAUUAUUCAAUUCGGUUUUUUCUAUAAUCUAAAGUUUUGUUACUAGCCGAAAAUCUUAUUAUUAUAUAACAAAACUGAAAAUAAAUUCUGAAUCGAUGGGACCUGUUCAGCAGUAGCAGCAACGGCAGUGAAAUUCGUAAACUAUUGUGUUGCCAAAAGACUGAUUCGAUUCUGGAAAUAAGAAUUAUAGGUUUGAAAUUAACUGUAACCUCCAAUGGUGAAAACGUGAUUUAAGAUUUUCAUGAGAAAUAUAUGUUCAUAAUUAACUUUUCUUUAUUAAAAACAACAGAAAAGACAGCUUUUUCAAUAAUUUUCGACGAUUUUCUCAGUGAUUUAAUGAAGCAACGAUGUGUUUCAAUGUUAUUUGCUUUGACUACACUGUUUUGUAGUCGGACCGUGUACGCUGCUAUGUUGGCCUCUUUUGUUCUCCCACCAUCCUUAUGAACAGCGAGUGAGACGUCAAACUCGCAGUUUUCCAUAAGAAUACUGGAGAAUAAAAGAGAUGACCAAUACCGUUUGCCGAACGCGGUGAGUGUAUGCCCCGAUAAACAAUUUAGACAAAUGGCAUUUUACGCAUCAUCCGACCAAAGAUAUCAAAUCUAUUAAUGCAGAUGCCGAUUAGUAGGUUGCAGAUAGGAACGCGAACUUACUGAAUAGGGAAUAAAGAUCGAGGGUAUUUUUAUGAGGGCGUAUACAAAUUCAGAUUUCAGGACUGCUUAAAGCACCUUGAGGGUGAAAAUAUGUUAGGUCUGAUCAAAAUUAGUUCCAUCGCUCCUACUUUUAAAGCGAAAAAUCAAAAGUUUAGCUCAAUAAUAGUAUCUUCCAGUGGUAACAGCUUGAAGAACUACAGCUAGUAAGAAGAUUGGUAUGCUGAUAGCCCUCACUUAGUCAACCCAUCGCUUGUAAUAAGGUAAAACAAUCAGUGACCCGCUUAGACUGCUUAAAACCGGUUCUUUACCCUAUAACCUGUAAAAAUCCAGUGAUACCAGCGCCAGUACUUAUCUAGUAGUUAUGAAGUCUGUUGGGGAUAUUGAUAUGUUUUUCAAUUACAGUCUGUACAACAUUGCAUUCGCCUUUUCAAAAUUUUAGUUAUAAUACGCAUUCUAAAAAUUUUACGUAGGUCAACAUUUUUUUAAAUAUUUGAAACACAUGAUGCGUACUUACACUUACGCUAUCCCACGUCAAGAAUAUUAGCAAACUAGCAAAAAACCAUUUCUGCACAGCAACUCAAACCGUAUGCAUGGUGUUUGGGUCAUAAGCCACGCGUAUUUGAUAUUGCAAAUAUGUACCUACAUGAGCUUUAGUAAAAUACCGAAGACUACAGAACUCAAGACUGGGCAUUCUGUCAAAUCUCGACGGACAGGGUUAGCACGCCCUCUACGGAUGACAGUGGUAACUUUAAGGUUGUAUAUGUGCCAUCAUUCUAGCAUCACAACCACCAUGACAUCAUACAUCAACAUCACACGCAUACAUUCUUUUAGAUGUUUGCGAUCACUAACACUUAUGAACAGUAGUAACUCCCUUGAGAUAUGAGAUGGAGUUAGUAGUAUCAUCCUUUGUUGUGUAUAUGCGUACCUGUUACCUUCUACUAUGCCCAGUCUUGAGUUCUGGAGUCUUGGAAAAUACGGAAUUUUGAAGAGGUUACUAACACCCAUGCAAAAAUGGCUACUUUCGCUAAGAGAUGCGCUGAUGGUGACGCAUGAUGUUUAUAUGGAAAAAUAACUGAGAUGCCAGUCUUGUUAAUAAUGGGGUCUGCCGUAAAAUAUAGGUACUAAAAUAGAGAUAUUCACGAUAGGCCUGACAAAUUUUGUCCAAGUGAAUUAUAACAAAUUAGGCCUGACACAUUUUGUCCAAGUGAAAAUAAUGUAUUCAAAACAACAAAAAGCUCAUCAUUUUAAUACUUGAAAUGCGUUACAGAAUAUCUAUUGGCUUCAGAAGCGGUUCACGCUUAUUAAAACAAUUUAAAAUUCAUACUGAUACUAUUGAUAAUGAUAUACACUAAAUUCGAUGCUUUUACUGUUCAACAUAGCGAAUUCGUUCAUUAAUACCCAGACUCAGGUCGAUUAGAACGAGUUUUAAUGAACUGCGCCAAAUUACCGUGAACGGAUCCUGGUUAACCCAAAAACACUCAUUUAGAAACACAGUUUUAAAUCAUCUAGCAUUACGCAUUAGCGUUCAUCUCUAGGAUGGCUAUAGUCCCGAGGAUUUAAUUCGUCAGCGUAUUAGAAUCCAAUGCAAACUAAGGGGUCAUAUGAGUUAUACGGUUAAAAAACUAUUUUUUCAUUGAAAAAUUGGCAAAAUGAAAACUGUUUGUACCGCGCUUGUCUAGAGCAAUUACACAGCGAAUAAAAAAUUUUACACCGUUCAAUUUUUCGAUACGAACUGGAUUAGCUCACAAGCUGUUUUUUGAGUUUUUCAACCAUUGUAAAACAGAUAUUAAAAAAAAACAAUAUAAAAAAAAUCAUCUAGUUUUUCAACGAAAGUGUGUACCAAUAAAAAUAAUAUAAUUUUAGUAUAGGUAUGGAAAUCAGCUGUUCACUUCUGUGACAAAAAAAAGAAAGAAAAAAGCAAGUUGAAAACGCCGCAAAAAUAGGGUUAUUCGCUCCAAUAUCUGGUAUAGCUUAGAAAUCUGUUGCCUUAAAACUCUUUCCAGCGAGUAUCAGUGACAUAGGCAAACAAAGGUGAAGGUAUAUUCAAAUUUGCGCUAUUAUUUAAUAUCGCUCAAUGGAAUUUGGUAAUGGUGUUUUUUUUUAAAGUUUAAACAACUAUGGGUCAUUCCAUCUCAAACGCACACAAUGUUUGGAUUCGACCAUCAGCGGUUUCAACCAAAGUUAGUAUACUUGUUCAUUCCGACCCCACAACCAAUUUUACAAAGUUUUAUGCCGAUCGAUCAAUCCCCCUAGCAGUGACGCUACUUCCUUUUUUGCUUUGCUGAUUUUCCCCUAUUUUUAAGAAUAUUAGCAAACCCUAACACUUUCCUAUGUCAAUUAGGGAAAGGGUGGGCACCAUGAGAUUCGCCGGAAAAUUUUACGUAAUAUUACUUAUAUUUUGUCAGUUGGCAGGCCGUUCCUGAAUUUCAUUCGUUUUUAGGCUAGAUUUUCCCGUAGUGCAAUAAAAUGUUAAUGAAGCCAUUUUCAAGUAUCGAUUAUCGAAAUUACUUCGAAGUUUAGAAUAAUCACGGCAGUGAAAUACCACAUUAGUCGACAUAACAAUGCAUUAUAUUGCUCAAAUAACUAGCACACUUAAAUAAUAAAACUAUAAAAAUUUGUACGAAAUUGUUACUUUCAUUUAAAUAUAUACAAAAGUAUCCCGUGGUUAACAUUCACGCCGCAGAAGUCAUGAAUGACCCAAAGCUAGUUAACCCUCUAACGGGCAACACCGAAAAACAAUGCGAUCAAGCUAAUUCAAUUCAGAUAUAUUACAAUUUUUUUAUGUCAAUCAUUUUGCUCUAGAUGUCCUUUACCUUCAAAAGUAAAAAACGGAAUAUUUGCGCAUUAAUUAUUUUCGAAAUUUUUCAGAAUUUUUGUUUUUGAACGAUUAUAACUUUUGAAUGCAUGGUCAGAAUGUUAUGAUAUUAGUAUCAAAAUGUCAAGAAAUUUGUUCUGAACACAUUUUGCAUAUUGCCAAUUAAAAACAAAUUUCGUAUGUGGCACUGGAGCUCCAAAAGCGAAGGCCGUCUACAGACGGUCUUACCCGUUAGAGGGUUAAAGCCACUAUAAUCAAAAAAAAAAUCCCGAACAUCAAAAUUUAUUAUGCUGAUUUUAUGUUGAAAAUACAUCUUUUUCAUUAAAAUACUUUAUUUAGUCAUGAAAAUGUCCGGAAGCUUCAAGUAGACGUGUUUAAACAUACUUUCACUAACAAUUCAGAUAUAAUUACGCAUGCCCCUGAUAUUCAAAACGCCUUAUCUCCCAAACUACCAAUAUUGUUUUUUCUAGUUAAGUGAUUCUUAUGUAGAACUUUCUGGUGAACAUUUUGAGCAUAUUUAUUUGAAAAUAAAAUUGGGGGUGUUUGGAGAUAUUCGCAUUUUUUGUUUUAAAUUACAAAAAAAAAUGUAUAAUGUUGACAAAUUAUAUAAAAACUGAUAACAUCAUUCGAUUGCGCAGCCAAAAUCCAUGGAAAAAGUAUAUUGGCAUGUCUUCACAUCAAACAGUUUCAGAGAUAUUUGAACUCGUAAAAUGACUUUUUGAAAAUCUGUAAAAAAGGAAGUAACGCCACUGCUAGAGGGAUUGAUCAAUCGGCAUAAAACUUUGGGAGAUUGGUUGUGGGAUCGGAAUGAACAAGUAUGCCAACUUUGGUUGAAUCCAAUCGCUGAUGGUUGGAUCCAAUUUUUCCGAUUUUUGUGUACGUUUGAGAUGGAAUGAUCCCUAUUUAAAACAAUUAAAGCAGAAGCCUUAGCAAAUAUAUGUAAAACGCAAAAGUAAAGUACCGAUAGAUAUUCUUAUGCACCUAGAAAUGGGUGACUGGCUGGACUGGUGGAAAUAUUAAACGAGGUAUUAAGAGUGUUGUUCUAACCAACAACAAAACAAUUCCAUCAAGCAAAAUGUGACACUAUAUAUCAAUGUAUUUCACACUUUGUUGAUUUUUGUGCAUAGUUGUAUGUGUUUCGAUAAAAUUGCAUUAUAGUUAAAACUAUAGUUUCUUCUCUGAUAUUUUUAGUCAGCCACAUAGAAACGAAUUUCGACUAAAAUCGAUUUUAAUAUAUUUUUCCGUCCAAAACAAUAAAAUAAGUUACAAUAACAUAUUAUUUUAUAAUCUCAAAGAUGACACACUAUUCGGAGCACUAUGCAUUUUCUACAAUAAGUGAUAUUUUUACAGUAUAUAAAAUAAGUGCCAUAAGCACAUGUGUAUAUUAUUAGACCUUUUUUAUUUUUGAU